AUGACAUUGCCUAUCAAGUUGUACACAUUUGGAACCCCCAAUGGUCACAAAAUUAGUAUCUUUUUAGAGGUAUUGAAAUUAGCAUAUACUGUGGAAAAAGUUGACAUCACUAAAGGUGAAAGUAAGAAAGAUUGGUUUGUUAAGUUGAACCCAAAUGGACGUAUCCCAGUUAUUGUUGAUCCAAACGUCAAAGGUGAAGGCGAUAAUGGUGGCUUAGUGUUGAGUCAGACGGGUGCUAUUUUGCAGUAUCUUGCUGAUACGUACGAUAAAGAACACAAGUAUAGCUACCCUUUUGGCUCAAUUGAGUACUACAAGACAUUAGAAUACUUGAUCUUCCAAGUUAGUGAGAAUGGACCCAUCCAGGGCCAAGCUAAUCAUUUUGUCGUGUUUGCCAAGGAAAAGGUACCAUACGGAAUUAACAGAUACUUGACUGAUACAAAGAGAAUCUAUGAUGUCUACGAAGAUAUUUUAAGCAGAAACAAAAACAACGGGUCCAAAUAUUUAGUUGGUGAUAGAUAUACAAUUGCCGAUUUCGCCUUGUAUAGUUGGACUGGUGGUUUAAAACUUUUAGAUAUCAAUAUCAGCCAAUGGCCCUUAUUGAGUAAGUGGUACCAAGCCUUGUCUGAAGUACCUGGUGUUCAGGAAGGGUCAAAAGUGCCAGCUUGA
Lodderomyces oxycetoniae is the source of this 666-nucleotide messenger RNA. RefSeq names its product glutathione S-transferase family protein. Bases 1 to 666 code for a protein of 221 amino acids. The record is from RefSeq and is a predicted model, not a curated record. The transcript has a single exon. NCBI's taxonomy places the organism in Eukaryota, Fungi, Ascomycota, Pichiomycetes, Serinales, Debaryomycetaceae.